This is a messenger RNA of Ilex paraguariensis (yerba mate), 564 nucleotides long. NCBI's taxonomy places the organism in Eukaryota, Viridiplantae, Streptophyta, Magnoliopsida, Aquifoliales, Aquifoliaceae. The record is from the annotation of a GenBank genome assembly.
AUGACUCGCGAUCAAGUUCUGGUCAUAAGCACGUUAGAGAACUACCGACAGGCUUGGGAUGGGACUCCUAUUGAUAAGAGUGAUAAGAGGGCCAGGUUGGCCCCUGUGAUCCCUGAAUCGCCUAUUAUCCAACUAGUCCCCCGAGGAGGCAUGCAUGCCGUUCUUGUGACUGGAAAUGAUAACUCUGAAACAAAAAUUGUCCUUGGUGAUUCAAGGAGAUCCUUUGUUCCAAGCUCUUCUACUCUACCUCCUGCUCAGCCCAGCCUUUUAUGCAACAUGCAACUGGCCAGUCUCGAGUUAAUGGGGAAUAUACCUUCUGCUGACCUUCACCGCUCCUCAACUUUGAGUUAUGCUGAUAGGGCGAGAAACACCCUUCAUGGCUUGAUGGCUGCUACCCACAUUAGUACCCUUGCCCCUAAGAACCAACAUAUUAAGGCAUCUUUAGAUGAAAGGGAAGCCGAACUGUCUUCUGUUAAGAAACAAUGCACAGUGUUGUCUCAACAGCUAAUUGCCUUCAUCACUAUUGAGAUUGUUCAAAGGGAUCAAUUAGCCCAGAAGAUUUAG